Molecule: messenger RNA, 370 nt
Organism: Paramecium sonneborni
Lineage: Eukaryota; Ciliophora; Oligohymenophorea; Peniculida; Parameciidae
Source: the annotation of a GenBank genome assembly
AUAAAAGAUUUAACCAUACGUUGAAAAAUGUCACAGAAUACCAUAAAUAAUGAAAGGGUAAGAUAAUAUUAAAAAGUGCAUCAAAACGAAAAGGAGUAACUUUAAAACUUAGUUUUUAAGAAGUCUUAUUCUAUAAAAUCUGUAAAUACUACUUCUUAUAUAGGCCUCUAUGCUAUUAAAUAUUAAAUAUGCUACUGCCAAAUCGAUUAUAUCGAAAAUCCGAAAAUCAAAAAUAAAAAAAUACUUAUUUCUCAACAAAAAAUUGAAGCAGUGUUCUUUCAAAAAAGUGGAAUUCUUCAAACCAAAAUUAGAAAUCAAAUCUUUAGUAGCAGGUUCUCUAAUUAAUGAGUGUACUUAUUAUUUAUAUUGA